Messenger RNA from Chironomus riparius, 2403 nucleotides. NCBI's taxonomy places the organism in Eukaryota, Metazoa, Arthropoda, Insecta, Diptera, Chironomidae. The record is from the annotation of a GenBank genome assembly.
AUUUUAGUAUGUCAGUAAGUCUUGUGGCAAUGAAAAUAAUAAUUUUGAUUCUUUUUGCCACGUUAAUUAAGUGUGCAGUCAGUGAAUUUUUCUCAUCAACUGAUGAGCUGAGAAAUUUAGUGAAAAAUGAUCAAAAGCUUUUAAGUUCAUUGAAGGAAUUAUCAAAAGAGUUAGAGAGAACCAACUUAUAUGUCAAAAAAAUAUUAAACAACAUUAAAGAUGAGCACAUAUUAAUGACAAAAGAUGUCGACAGCUACAUAUUCAAUCCACUUAAUGCAUUCUCUUUAAUCAAACGAUUAACACAUGAUGUUGAUUCUAUCCAACAGAGCUUGGAGUUUACGAAAAAAAUUACAGCGAAACUAGAAGAAAUUAAACUUCCAGAAAGUGAACUUAGUGGUGCUGUGGAAGGAAUAUAUCGCUUACAGAAUGCUUAUGAACUAAAAACCGAAGAUUUUGUCAGAGGAAUAAUUCAAAAUAAACGGUACAGACGGGAAUUAUUACCUUCAGAUUUGAUUGUACUUGCUAAAGAGAUGAGAAAAUUUGAUGCAAAAUACACUAAUGAUUACUUUAAAGUAGCAAAAGAAUUAAGUUUGAAAUAUGAUCAACAUACUAGACUUAGCUUUUUGGAAGAGCUUUUCGAAAUUUAUAAUUCAACAUCUAAAUAUGAUGAAGCAGUUGAUGUGCUUGAUGAAAUUCUCAAAAUUAAUCCAUCAUUUCCAAAAUAUGAAGAAACGAGGAUGAAUAUUGAGCUUUUAUCACUGUUUAAUAACCAAAAUGAUCAAAUGGAGGCAAUUGAAGAUCCAUACUUACUUGAAGGAUCACAUUACACAAACCCAAAAGAAGGCAUGAUAUACAGUAAAGCAUGCAGACAAGAAUUAAAAAAAUCAAUCCAUGAAACAUCACAGCUUCACUGCCGUUAUAUCUCAAAAACAUUCUUUACUAAAAUUGCACCAUUUAAGUUUGUUGAAGCAAAUUUAGAUCCAUACAUUGGCAUUUACCUUGAUGUAAUUUCUGAAAAGGAAAUUGAGUCACUAAAGACUUUAGCACGCGAAAAUUUACAUAGAGCUGAAGUUUUAGGCUUUAAUAAGACUACAAGAGUUUCAAGAGUACGAGUCGCACAGUUGAGCUGGCCUGAUGAGUGGAAGCACACAAUUUUCCAAACACUCAAUAAUAGGGUCAAUGACAUGACUGGAUUAAACAUGAAGACAUCAGAAAGAUGGCAAAUUCAAAAUUAUGGCAUCGGAGGAUUUUACGGAGCCCAUCACGAUUAUGCUGACGUUGGUCAAAUAUUUGGAGGUGACACUGGAAAUAGGAUAGCAACUACAUUGCUUUAUCUUUCAGACGUUGAAAAGGGUGGUGGAACUGUUUUUCCGCUGCUUCGUAUUUAUGUACCUCCAGUUAAAGGCACUGCUGUAUUUUGGUAUAACUUGAGUUCUUCUGGUGAUCGAGGUACUCUUUAUUUGAAGUCUGUUGAAUUUAUAGAAUGUCUGAUUUGUCUUUUGAUUUUAGAAUAUUUAACACGUCAUGCAGCAUGUCCUGUGUUGAUUGGUAGCAAAUGGGUUGCAAAUAAAUGGUAUGUUAUAUCCUCACAAAGAAUAAAAAUAUAAUCUAAUUAAUCAAUUUAGGAUUCGAGAAUAUGGACAGGAAUCUGCAAGACCUUGUGAUUUAACACCGAAGCUCACAGACGAGAAAUAUUUCUUAAGGCUUUAUGACUUAAAGGACUAUGGAAUUGAUGCUUAAAAUUUUGAUGUUUUGUUUACUUCCUGAUUUAAUGCAAUUGUUCUUCCGAUAAGAGAUAUCGUUUUGUAAUUAUGCUGUAUUUUUAUGAGUACUAUGAGUGAGGAUAAAAAUAUUAGAAUUGCCACUAAUAAACCUGUGAAUAAUAAUAAUCUUUAAUUAACACAAUUUUGUUUUUUGGACAUGGAAGUUGUUCACUUAUUAGCCAGAACUCGAAAUUGACUUCAAGAUUUGCUUAUUAUGAUAUGCAGCUUUAGUUUUUCUUUAGACCAUACUAGCUAUGAACCAGACGUAAUAAAUGAACAUCCUCAAGUUACACAUACCAGUAUCAAAGACUACAAAAAGCUUUUCAGCUGUUUCCGAAUCAUGACUGCACAUAUCAAAACUUCCGACCAUGCACCUUCCAAACUCCAUUAAAAAAUAGAUGAAACAAGUGAUAAGAAGUUGAACAUUUGAUUGAAUUACUCCAAUUAUCAUUAAAGCACCAAAGAAUGCUAUAGCAAUGUUCAAAAUCACAGUAAUUGUCAAAUUGAAGUUUGUAAACUCUUCGAAGUAUUUAAUCACAAAAGUCACUGAAUAGAUUAUUUCUAGAAUUGAAAGGAAGCUUAAAAUUAUGCAUCCUAAGGCAAGAAACCCCUUAAGACUACACAUUUCGUUGAAAUUUUG